GCGACUCCUGCGUGGAGGUGUCCCGACGGCAUCGCUGUCGCGAUAGUCUAUCGAUCCAGAGACUGGCUCCUGCCCGGGGGCAGGGGGGCUCCUUUGCUCCCCCCGCCCCCUUUUUAUUUUUGUAAUUAAAAUAUUCUAGGGGGGGAUAUUGCAGGACUCUUACCCCCCCACCCCACCCCCCUUGAUAUUUAUAAAUCGCUCUCGAGAGUCGCCCGUGGCGAUGUACAACACGGUGUGGGAGAUGGACGGCGAGGACACGGACUGGCGGGAGGUGAUGAUGCCCUAUUCCACCGAGCUCAUCUUCUACAUUGAGAUGGACCCGCCAGCUCUUCCUCCAAAGCCCCCAAAACCGAUGACUCCGGGCAACACAAAUGGAAUAAAGGACAAUUCCAGUUUCUCCUUGCAGGAUGCAGAGUGGUACUGGGGGGAUAUUUCAAGGGAGGAGGUAAAUGACAAAUUACGAGACAUGCCAGAUGGAACAUUUCUGGUGCGCGAUGCAUCAACCAAGAUGCAGGGAGACUACACUCUGACAUUGCGGAAGGGUGGCAACAACAAACUGAUAAAGAUUUAUCAUCGGGAUGGAAAAUAUGGUUUUUCUGAUCCAUUGACAUUUAACUCUGUUGUGGAGCUGAUUAACCACUACCGCCAUGAGUCUCUUGCCCAGUACAAUCCUAAGCUUGACGUGAAGCUGAUGUAUCCAGUAUCCAGGUAUCAACAGGAUCAGUUGGUGAAAGAAGAUAACAUAGAUGCAGUAGGUAAAAAGCUUCAGGAAUACCACUCUCAGUAUCAGGACAAGAGUAAAGAGUAUGACAGACUAUAUGAAGAAUACACCAGAACAUCACAGGAAAUUCAGAUGAAGAGAACUGCAAUUGAAGCAUUUAAUGAAACCAUUAAAAUAUUUGAGGAACAGUGCCACACGCAAGAGCGAUACAGCAAAGAAUACAUUGAACGAUUCCGCAGAGAGGGGAAUGAGAAGGAAAUCGAACGAAUUAUGAUGAAUUACGAGAAAUUAAAAUCACGCCUGGGAGAGAUCCAUGAUAGUAAAAUGCGUCUGGAGCAGGAUUUGAAGAAACAAGCUCUGGACAAUAGGGAAAUUGACAAGAAAAUGAAUAGCAUCAAACCCGAUCUUAUCCAGCUACGCAAGAUCAGAGAUCAGUAUCUUGUAUGGCUCAAUCACAAAGGAGUGAGGCAGAAGCGAAUAAACGACUGGCUGGGAAUCAAAAAUGAAAAUAUUGAUGAUACUUACUUUGUGAAUGAAGAAGAUGAAAACUUGCCACAUUAUGAUGAGAAAACUUGGUUUGUUGGGGAUCUCAACCGUAUCCAAGCAGAAGAUUUGCUCCGUGGGAAACCUGAUGGAGCAUUUUUAAUUCGAGAGAGUAGCAAGAAAGGAUGUUACGCUUGUUCUGUGGUAGCUGAUGGCGAAGUUAAACACUGUGUGAUCUACAGCACUCCAAGGGGUUAUGGGUUUGCAGAACCAUAUAACCUGUACAGCACACUUAAGGAAUUAGUCCUUCAUUACCAGCAGACAUCCCUCAUUCAACACAAUGAUUCCCUAAAUGUCAGGCUCGCCUAUCCUGUCUACGCACAGAUGCCCUCCUCCCUUUGCAGAUAAAUUCUGGGGAGGGGGAAAGUGUUGGCUAUCUUGGAUUCUUUUCUACAGUUUUUAUUAGAACUCUGAGGGCAUUUUUUCUCCUUAGACUGCUUGUUUUGCACAAGAAGUGAUUCUGUGAAUGUGAAUCAAAGAGGCCUAGCAGCAACAAGACGACAACUUGGGUGUAGGUGUCCUGGUGCUACCUAAAGCUCAGCUAUGCUUUUACACUGAUACUUUUUUGUUUCCCUCCGGGGGGAAUAAACUCAACAUAAACACAUCCAAAAAACUGGAAGCAAAACAUUUUAUGGAGAUAAUUUUUUGCCAGGCACCUUCAGCAGAACUUUUAAUUGGGAUUUUUUUUCUUGUUCUUGUGGAGACAAUUUUGAAGCCUCUAUUGAGGCAUCAGUAAUGUCUUUCAGUCUUAAACUCCAAGAAACUAGGGGGGGAAACUCUACACAGCAAUGCUCUCUGUUAAUUUUAGCAGCUUCACUGCAAUUCAGCCGAACUUCCAAAUGAGGGCUUAUCUUGAGGAGGCGUGGAAUUUGGUGAGAGAAGACCAAAGGAAUUACGGGAAAGCUUCAGGUUGUUAUUUAAAAGGAAAAAAAAUCCUUAUAAAGAAAAGUUGCUUUAUUUUUUACCAACAGUAACAAAGUUUUUUGGUUUCAACGACACUACAGGUCUUCGUGUAAAGGAAAUGUUUAUAACCAAAUUGAACCCACCAAAACUUUGUUCGUUGCUGGAUUGAGCACUUAUGGGGGAAGGUUGCAUUAGCAUCCACAUAUACUUUCUACACCAAAACUUGAAACAAAUAAAAGGAAAAGCUAAAACUUCUUGUGUGGUUUUGAAAACUCUAAUCUGUCUGAUUUGAUGUAAUUGCUCCUCCUUCCUCUCCCCUCUUCUGUUUGGUUUUGUUUUUUGUUUGUUGUUAUUUUGGGACACUUCUUUCCAAAUCUUUUAGAUACUAUGCUUUGGAAUGUAAACCAGAAUGAAGCUGGCCACUCAUGUUUUGUGAGUUUUGUUGCUGAAUGAUGAACUAUUCUUUUGAAACCCUUGUAACUGUUUUGUAAUGUAAGUAUAAAGAAAAGGUGCAAUGCAGUGCUUCUGGAUGGCUUCUUAUACCAAAUAAUUACAUGAAGACCGGUCCUCAGAUUUUUUCUAUUAUAAAUAGUAUGCUCAAUCAUACAAAUGCCCUUUGACUUGUUCACCCAUGGACCAGAUUCUGAUUUCCAUUACUUCACUGAAGUCAGGUACUCAAGAUUUUAUGCUAGCAGAAUCUAGUUCUACUAUCUAUAGCCAUGUUUAGUGUUGGGUAAUAAUAAAAAAGUAACCUGCAUUAUUUGUAAACACAGCAGCCAGAUAAGUAGUAGCCAAAGGAGGAAGUGGAUCUUCUGCUAUGAGAUAGGCAUAGACUAUUCUAAAAACUACAGGUUCUCUUGUGCCAUCUGCUGAAGCAUCUGAUACUGUCAGAUGCUGGGUAGGCAGACCCUGGGUGUAACUUGGUGCAGCAAUCCUGUGUUCCUAAAAUGCUUAAGCCAAGGAAUAAUUGCACUUGAAGAGAGAUGUAGGUUGUCCCCAUUAUAUGCUUGACUCAGUAUUUUGAUUUGCUACUACUGAGUCUCUACAGUGGAAAACUAAAUUAGGUAAGAGUAGCUUUGUUUGGCAACAAAGCACAAAUGGCAAAGUAAUUAUUCCGUCUGUGGCCUUAGAAUUAAAUUUUUGCUAUUUUUAGUGGUAGCAUUUUGUUUCAUACCCACUGUAUGUUAAUUGCACAGGCACGGAAACAGUCUAGUGUUAAGACACAAGCCUGCAUGUCAGGAGCCCUUGGGUCUGUUUCUGACCCUGCCACUGACUUCUUGUUUGAACUUGAACCAUCUAUAAUCCCUACGGAAUGAUGGCAAGGUUGUUGCUUAAUUAAUGUUUGCACUGAGAAAUCAAACACAGGCACUAUAAAAUACUGUUAAGCAGAGCAUUAUUUAUUCAUGAGUAGGGCUGUGACAGAUCUUGAACACUGAUAAACAGUAGUGGAAAGGGCAAUUUAGAUUGCUUGGCAUGUCCAAGCAACACUUUAUUUUGCACUAAAUGUGCCGCUGGUUAAACCCAGCUGCUGGUUAACCGGCUAGAAUGCGAUCUUCAAAUGAAUAAGUGUCAAGGCUUGAAAAGCCCCCACAAACUGAUGCUGGUAGAUGUCUCGUGUGAGAGGAGAAUGAGACUAACACAUGGCCCCAUGCCAAAUGACCCAGUUUCCCCUGGUUGGCUACCACAUUGCUGGUAAAAUGUCUGUCCUAGUCAGUAAAAAUCUAGAUUUGCUGCUCCAGCUGUAGGUCAGAAAUGGACUUUUUUUUUUUUUUUUUUUUUUUUUGGUAAAAGCAACUUGCCACAUCUCUUAAGUUACGGGUAAUCCAGUGACGGCAAAGCAUCAUUCUCAUGCUUUAUCUCUUGCCCCUCCAGCAUUCUCCCUGCCACUGGUUUCAAUCUAGACUACACAUAGACUGGGUAGAUUUUUCAAAGGUACAGAUAGCAGUUAUCUACUCUCUGGUCCUUUGAAAAUCUAUUGCAUUAUAUCAUGAGUCUUCUCUUACUUCCACUGGAAACUCUAGUGGAGUCAAUGGAGUUAUUCCUCAUUCUCUACUCACGCUGG
Molecule: messenger RNA, 4229 nt
Organism: Mauremys mutica (yellowpond turtle)
Lineage: Eukaryota; Metazoa; Chordata; Testudines; Geoemydidae
Product: phosphatidylinositol 3-kinase regulatory subunit gamma
Exons: 10
Coding region: 221-1612 (463 amino acids)
Biological process (GO): phosphatidylinositol phosphate biosynthetic process; insulin receptor signaling pathway
Cellular component (GO): phosphatidylinositol 3-kinase complex
Molecular function (GO): 1-phosphatidylinositol-3-kinase regulator activity
Source: RefSeq, a predicted model, not a curated record